This is a messenger RNA of Aspergillus steynii IBT 23096, 1866 nucleotides long. Its product is annotated as WD40 repeat-like protein. The record is from RefSeq and is a predicted model, not a curated record. Gene Ontology annotation, cellular component: Set3 complex. NCBI's taxonomy places the organism in Eukaryota, Fungi, Ascomycota, Eurotiomycetes, Eurotiales, Aspergillaceae. The transcript has 5 exons. Gene Ontology annotation, biological process: regulation of transcription by RNA polymerase II. Gene Ontology annotation, molecular function: protein binding; transcription corepressor activity. Bases 1 to 1866 code for a protein of 621 amino acids.
AUGGCACGCCCUGAUCUCACGUCGCAUCACGUCAACUACUUAAUAUGGAGGUAUCUUCAAGAGUCGGGUCAUGGCGAAGCGGCUGUGACCCUGCAGCGCGCAUGGAAUCGUGAUCCGCAAAGUUUGCCUUUUGCUCCUUACAUUAGAACUCAUGCGCUGGUGUCGCUGGUCCAGAAGGGGCUACAGUAUUACGAAUUAGAGCAGUCUCUGGAUAAGGAAGGGAAUCCCGUUCCAAUCUCAGCAUCAAAUUAUUUUUUCGGCCCAGCACCGCUGGAGCCGGAGAUCCCUAAAAACCCAGGUGGCCCGGGAAACGCAGUUGUUGGCGGCACGGACCAGGCGCCUGUCUCGCCUACAACAAGCAAAGUCCCUCGAGACAGCGCCGUGAUCAACGGUCAUCUGACUGCCGAGACUGCCGCGCCCGCAGUCGCCCCUGUUAAGAAAUCCCGCAAGAGCGAUCGUGGGGAAACCAAUGGCGAUGAAAUGCCCAUGGAUGUUGACUCGAAUGGGGUUACCCACGAGAAUAAUAAUACUAAAUCGCAGGUUGCUGACGAGUCGCCGGCCGUGGCCGACCCGGUGGUGGAUGGCGACGGCGACGUGAACAUGGGCAGCCGACCGGAGUCGCAAGACCAGGAACCAGCCGCGCCAACCUUGACGUUGACCACCGGACACAGCGUUGGCGUCCAGAUCACCCCCGCCAAGGCCGCCGACCUUAGCCCCGACACCGCCGUUCUGGAUGUGGCUGGUGAGGACCACGUGACCCGGGCGCUGUGGCGCCCCGGCGAUCCGACCGUCGUCGUUGCCGCCGGUGACUCGUUCUGUAGCCUAUGGAAGAUGUCCUCGACCGCCGCACCGGUUCAGGAGAAACUGGUCGAGAGCAAAGGUGACAACACCUGCGUUUCGGCGGUCGCCUGGGACCCCAUGGGCCAGAAAUUGGCCGUGGCCACCUACAACGAUAUGAGAGGGUCCAUCACCAUGUACGAUGUGGCCGGGAACGCCGUUGAUCUCUUACCCGAAGUCCCUCGCAUGAUUACUGGGCUUCACUGGGCGGAAAGUGGCUCCCAUUUGAUCGUUGUGGCGUCCGACAGCAAAGUCUCCGAGCUGGCUCUCUGGGAUGAUUCGCUGCGACCGGAUGAGUUCCCUUCUCCGCAGGUAAUCGAGGGAUCGGUGUAUGACCUCAGCUGGUUGGGCCGUACCCAGGCCUAUGCGUGCGGGAAUGGAGUCGUUUACCAGUGUGACGUUGACUCUAGCAUAAGAAUUGCCAAGACAUACUCGUCUGGCGGCCCCAACCGACCCUGGACCUUCGUUAGUUGCACAACCGCCGGCUCCUCAUCCGUGGCCGUGGCCGCUUCAUCCUCCGACGCAGCAUUCUGGAUUCCAACACACGACCUGCACCUCGACCAGGCACAUGAUGGCGACAUCACGUCGAUCGAGCUUAAACCCAACGCGUCCGACCCGUCACAACAAAACCAGCCGUUGGUCCUUGCAUCGUCCUCCACGGACGACACCGUCAAAAUAUGGCAUAUUGAUUUGGAGUCAAAACAAUUUGAGUGUGUCCAUCGGCUGUUCUUAGGCGCCAGCUCCCCCGCUCUUGCCGGCGGUUUCUCCCCUGAUGGAUACGCUCUAGCCGCUGCCAGCAAAGAUCAACUGUUUAUCUGGAACGCUCAGCGUGGUGGUACUGCUUUAGCAACGUGGACGGUUCCAGGCUCCCAGGAAACUAAGAAGGAAGAUGACCAUAGUCCAAUUACAAAUGGUCACAAUGGAAAUGCAGAGUCGGUUCCUGAUCGUUCCCUUGCGUGGGACACGGAUAGUAAACGGCUCGCGUUUGGUUUUGGCAAACAGAUGGCAAUCAUCAAUCUCCAGCGCUGA